CCUCUAUGUUUUUAGUCCCGUCGCGAUGUUCAGACUUAGCAAUCGAGUGUCCGCCGCCCUCAGCGGACUGCGCCACGCCUCCGCUUCCGCCGGCGAAGGUCAACGCACCGCCCUCUACGACUUCCACGUGCAAAAAGGCGGCAAAAUCGUCAACUUUGGAGGCUAUGCCCUGCCGGUGCAGUACUCCGACCAGAGCAUCAUCGCCUCCCACCUUUACACCCGCCAGGUUGGCUCUGUCUUCGAUGUAUCCCACAUGCUGCAGACCCGAGUCUUUGGCAAGGAUGCGGCUGCUUGCUUGGAGUCCGUCUGCACUGCGGACAUCCUGGGCACAGUGAAUGGUAGUGGAACCCUUACGGUCUUUACCAACGACCAGGGCGGCAUUCUUGAUGACCUCAUUGUGAACAAAGUCAGCGAAAAGGAGCUCUACGUGGUAUCUAAUGCUGCGAUGAAGGAGCAGGACAUUGGCAUAAUGAGCGAGGCUGUGAAAAAAUUCAAAUCGCAAGGCAAGGAUGUAAGUAUUGAGUUCCUCACGCCCUCGGAUCAAUCCCUACUGGCAGUGCAGGGUCCCCAGGUUGCCAAAGAACUGGCGAAACUUCUGGACAAGAAUGUGAAUCUGGACCAGGUCUACUUUAUGCAAUCGUUUGUCACCACACUGGCUGGUAUCCCCGACGUAAGGAUUACAAGAUGUGGCUACACCGGCGAGGAUGGCGUGGAGAUCUCCGUUAAGUCCAACCAAGUUAAAAACCUAACAGAGGCCCUUCUGGAAAGCGGCAGCUUGAAGCUGGCUGGCCUAGGUGCGAGGGACUCUCUCCGCCUGGAGGCAGGACUAUGCCUUUACGGCAGCGACAUCGACGCAAAGACCACACCAGUGGAGGCGGCUCUCGCCUGGUUGGUGGCGAAGAGACGUCGCAGCGCCCAGGACUUUCCAGGAUCCGAAACGAUUCUCGGCCAGCUUAAGAACGGUGUUAGCCGUCGCCGAGUGGGUCUCCAGAUGUUGGGGCAAAAACCGCCUCCCGCCAGAGCUGGUGUGGCCAUUUUUAGCCAGGGACAGCAGGUAGGACAGGUGACCAGUGGCUGCCCGAGUCCCAGUGCUGGAAAAAACAUAGCCAUGGGUUAUGUUGCGGAGAACCUUAAAGCCCCUGGCACCAAGGUGGAGCUAAAGAUUCGGGAAAAAGUCUACGAAGCCGAGGUUGCAAAAAUGCCCUUUGUAAAAGCCAACUACUACAACAAACCUAAGAAAUAAAUCUCAGAA
Drosophila bipectinata is the source of this 1252-nucleotide messenger RNA. RefSeq names its product aminomethyltransferase, mitochondrial. Gene Ontology annotation, cellular component: mitochondrion. Gene Ontology annotation, molecular function: protein binding; aminomethyltransferase activity. The record is from RefSeq and is a predicted model, not a curated record. Gene Ontology annotation, biological process: glycine catabolic process. NCBI's taxonomy places the organism in Eukaryota, Metazoa, Arthropoda, Insecta, Diptera, Drosophilidae.